Molecule: messenger RNA, 5544 nt
Organism: Aspergillus uvarum CBS 121591
Lineage: Eukaryota; Fungi; Ascomycota; Eurotiomycetes; Eurotiales; Aspergillaceae
Product: MCM-domain-containing protein
Exons: 10
Coding region: 1-5544 (1847 amino acids)
Biological process (GO): polyphosphate metabolic process; vacuole fusion, non-autophagic; DNA replication initiation
Cellular component (GO): fungal-type vacuole membrane; MCM complex; vacuolar transporter chaperone complex
Molecular function (GO): DNA binding; DNA helicase activity; ATP binding
Source: RefSeq, a predicted model, not a curated record
AUGUCUUCUCCAGCGCCUAAUCGUCGCAGAGGUCGCUCGGCCAGAGAUUCGACAAUCUCCUCUCCUGCCCGCUCUACCCGCUCUACCAGAUCACAACAACAACUUCAGACCAGCAGCCCUCCUCCCACAGAUGAUCAGUCGCAGACCACUCCCCGUGCCUCGAGGCGGGUACGGGGUGAAGGCCCCGUUCCAUCGUCGUCGCCAAUGUUCUUUCAGUCAUCUCCAAUGAAGGCAAACAGCAGCGCAGAGACGCCCGAUCUCGGUAUGGAAGAGCCUAGCUCACCUGUCCGGGCAUCUUCGACAAUGGAGGAUGUUGAAACCACGCCUCGAGGAAACGCUGCUACCAUCAGAGAUUCAUCUCCCAUCCGUUACGUCUCUAGCUCCAGCCCGACCCGUUCUCUCGGUCGUCGGGCAGAGCGGUCGGAUAUCCCCAGCAGUAGCAGCGGUCUUUUCGUAUCGUCUAGAUCAGUCACAGAUGGCAAUCGUGGAGUUUCUCGUCGCAAUGACCUUCAUUCGGGCGGCUUUGGAUCGACCCCAAGUCGCCGCCGCAGAAUCUUUGUCGACGCCAAUGGUGUGCCCACCGCCGAUGCCGAGCCGCGCUCUGAUGCGACCUUUUCCAACAUUCAUCCAGACACCUCCGAAGCGGAGGCUCUUGGUGGCAGCUCCACUCGUGUAAUUUGGGGAACCAACAUCUCCAUCCAAGACUCGAUGUCCGCCUUCAAGAACUUCAUUUACAAUUUCGCUACGAAAUACCGUCUCUGGGCGGAAGGUGCCUCCGAAAAUGAAACUCGGACGAUGGGCAAGGCUGCUGAAGAGAGGGAAUACAUUGCCAUGCUGAAUACAAUGCGUCAACUCGGUGUCACCAAUCUCAACCUGGAUGUGAAGAAUCUCAAAGCAUACCCCUCGACGCUGAAGCUCUGGCACCAAUUGCACGCAUAUCCGCAGGAAAUUAUUCCUCUGAUGGAUCAAACUGUCAAGGAUGUCAUGGUUGAGCUUGCAGGUAAGGAGAUGCAGCGCCAACGGAGUAGCAGCCGGCACCGUCAGAAUCAGUCAAGGGAUUUGAGCUCCGCACCUGCGGUUCCAAGCUCUGAUGCGCUCAUGAGCGAUGCUGGCCGGGCCCCACAGGCCGAAAUCCAAGACCUUGUCCAGGAAGUCGAAUCGAACUCGUACAAGGUCAUGCCUUUUGGCCUUGACUCUGCAGUGAACAUGAGAGAUCUUGACCCUGCUGACAUGGAUAAAUUAAUCAGCAUCAAGGGUCUGGUCAUCAGAACCACCCCUAUCAUCCCCGACAUGAAAGAGGCUUUCUUCCGCUGUCAGAUUUGCAACCAUAGUGUUCAGGUCGAUAUCGAUCGUGGCAGGAUUGCAGAGCCCGCAGAAUGUCCCCGCCCUAUUUGCAAGGCCAAGAAUUCCAUGCAGCUUGUUCAUAACCGCUGUGCCUUUGCGGACAAGCAGGUGAUUAAACUCCAAGAAACUCCCGACAGUAUCCCUGAUGGACAAACACCCCACUCCGUCUCCCUGUGCGUGUACGACGAGCUGGUCGAUGUCUGCAAAGCUGGUGACCGUGUUGAGGUUACUGGUAUCUUCCGGUGCAAUCCUGUGCGCGUAAACCCUCGCCAGCGGACCCAGAAGACUCUUUUCAAGACCUAUGUGGACGUCUUGCACGUGCAGAAAACUGAUCGCAAGAAGCUGGGUAUUGAUGCUUCCACUGUUGAGCAAGAGCUUUCGGAGCAGGCUGCUGGUGACUCUGAGCAGGUGCGCAAGAUCACAGCUGAAGAGGAGGAGAAGAUCAAGCGAACUGCCACCCGGCCCGACAUCUACGAGCUGCUCUCACGCUCCCUGGCACCAAGUGUCUACGAGAUGGAUGAUGUUAAGAAGGGCAUCCUGCUCCAGAUGUUUGGAGGCACUAACAAGACUUUCGAAAAGGGAGGUAACCCUCGCUACCGUGGCGACAUCAAUGUCUUGCUCUGCGGUGAUCCCUCCACUUCCAAAUCACAGCUUCUUCGUUAUGUCCACAAGAUCGCCCCACGCGGUGUCUAUACCAGCGGCAAAGGUUCCUCGGCUGUCGGUCUUACAGCUUAUGUGACUCGUGAUCCCGAGACCCGCCAGAUGGUCCUUGAGUCCGGUGCUUUGGUCCUCUCUGACGGUGGUAUUUGCUGCAUCGACGAGUUUGAUAAGAUGAACGAAUCGACGCGGUCAGUUCUACACGAAGUGAUGGAGCAGCAAACCGUCUCAGUUGCCAAAGCUGGUAUCAUUACCACCCUCAAUGCUCGUACCAGUAUUCUGGCUUCGGCCAACCCGAUCGGCAGUCGCUAUAAUCCCAAUCUCCCCGUUCCCCAGAACAUCGACUUGCCCCCCACUCUCCUUUCUCGAUUUGACCUGGUGUAUCUUGUUCUGGAUCGGACCGAUGAGCAAGAAGACCGCCGGCUGGCCAAGCACUUGGUGAACAUGUACCUGGAAGAUAAGCCGGAGAAUGCAAGCAACGAAGAAAUCUUGCCGGUGGAAUUCUUGACGGCCUACAUCACCUACGCCAAAACUCGGGUGCACCCAGUGCUCACCCCAGCUGCGGGCAAAGCGCUCUCCGACGCAUAUGUCAACAUGCGCAAAUUGGGCGACGACAUUCGAUCGGCAGACCGCCGUAUCACAGCCACCACCCGUCAACUUGAAUCGAUGAUUCGUCUCUCUGAGGCUCACGCACGUAUGCGCCUGGCGACUGAGGUAACGGCGGACGAUGUGGAGGAAGCCGUGCGUUUGAUCCGGUCGGCCAUCAAGCAAGCCGCGACGGACGCCCGCACCGGCCUCAUUGACAUGGGUCUUCUGACCGAAGGCACCAGCGCCAGCGAGAGACGCAAUCGCGAGGCGAUCAAGCGUGGCGUGCUCGCCGUGGUCGAUGAGCUGGCCGGAUCCACUGGCGGCGCCCGCUGGGCCGAUGUCUACCGUGUUCUGAACGAGCAGAGCAGUGCCGGCGUAGAUAACGCCCAAUUCAACGAUGCUGUCCGUGCCUUGGAGACGGAGGGCGCGGUCAAUAGAACAGGAAGGCAAGAUUACAGCCGGGGGACGAUCGCAGCAGUGCGGCAGCGGUCCUCCACUCACAAUUCCGCCCUUCUCUCCAGGUUCGGGGAACACCUCCGGUCGUCCAUGGUCAAGGAGUACUACUGGUACUACAUCGCCUAUGAAGAAUUGAAGAAAGCUCUGAAGACCGGAUAUAUCACGGAGCCCACCCCCGAAAAUGCCAGCCCCGAUCGUCAGCCCUGGUCGGAAGAUGACGAGAAGCACUUCGUGACGCUGCUGGAGAGCGAAUUGGACAAGGUCUUCAACUUUCAGCGGAUCAAGAGCGCCGAGAUCGCUCGUCGCAUUCAGGCGAGCGAACAGGAGGUCAGUGAUGUGGUGUCGCGCCUGGAGAGUGCCACCAGUGCCCGGUCCGACAGUGUCUCCCACAACCGACCCAACCGCGAUCCGCCCUCGGACGAGGAUUUCUUGGUGCUCGAGCAGGCCUUGAGCGACAUCAUCGCCGACGUACAUGACCUGGCCAAGUUUACGCAAUUGAACUACACGGGAUUUCAGAAAAUCAUCAAGAAGCAUGAUAAACAAACGGGGUGGCAUCUGAAGCCAGUAUUCGCUGCGCGUCUCAACGCUAAGCCAUUUUUUAACGAUAACUAUGAUGCGCUCGUGGUUAAAUUGUCCAAGCUCUACGACCUUGUGCGGACCAAAGGUAACCCCGUUAAGGGUGAUUCUGCCGCCGGUGGAAGCCAGCAGAACUUUGUCCGCCAAACUACCAAGUAUUGGGUACACCCAGACAACAUCACGGAGCUCAAAUUAAUAAUUCUCAAGCACCUUCCCGUUCUAGUCUUCAACCCAAGCAAAGAGUUCGAGGAGAAGGACGCUGCUAUUUCCUCUAUUUACUACGACAACACUGAUACCUGGGAACUAUACCAAGGUCGCCUGAAGAAGACCGAAGGCGCGGAGGCUAUCCGAUUGCGUUGGUACGGUGGCAUGGAGAGCGAUCAAAUAUUCGUCGAGCGCAAGACCCACCGAGAGGAUUGGACUGGAGAGAAGUCGGUCAAGGCACGUUUCUCGCUGAAAGAGAAGCAUGUCAACGACUACCUGGCUGGUCGCUUGACGGUGGAACAAAUCUUCGAGAAGAUGCGCAGGGAAGGCAAGAAGAGCGAAGAGGAAAUCGCCAACCUCGAGCAACUGGCGCGGGAAAUUCAGUAUCGAGUCAUCACACGGCGACUAGUACCAGUCACCCGGUCGUUCUACCACCGCACAGCCUUCCAGCUUCCCGGAGACGCUCGUGUGCGUAUCUCUCUUGAUACUGAGUUGACAAUGGUUCGAGAGGACAACCUGGACGGUCGCCGCAGAGCUGGCGACAAUUGGCGUCGCAUGGACAUCGGUGUUGAUUAUCCGUUCUCACAAUUGCCCCCCGAUGACGUGGAGCGUUUCCCUUAUGCCGUCCUUGAAGUCAAGCUCCAAACACAGGCGGGCCAGGAGCCACCCAAGUGGAUCAGGGAGCUAACAGCUAGCCAUCUGGUUGAGGCCGUUCCCAAGUACAGUAAAUUUAUUCACGGCACGGCCACGCUAUUCCCGGACCGUAUCAACCUCCUGCCAUUCUGGAUGCCGCAGAUGGACGUCGACAUCCGCAAGCCAGCCACCCGCCAGUUCGGAAUCACGCGUCCGUUGCCCAGCACCUCAUUAUCCGCGACAGAAACUCCGGAAGAUGAGAUCUCGGAGGAUGAGGAUGAGAGCGCAGGCCAGUGGCCGAAUGGUGUGCACCGAGUGGAGGCUAUCGAUGCUGAUCACCACGCGCUAUUCGCAGACUCAGAUGGCAAUGCGCUAGACAUUGAGGAACGCAUCGCCGCUCUACCGCUUCCGGGCGACGAGGAUUAUCCGCUGUACGACUCGGACCAAGAAUCUUCCAUUGAUUCGGAUGAAUUGGAAGAAGCGCGUCGGGUCGGAGGCACAUACUACUACAAGCAGCUGGCCAAAUACUACACCGAGCACGCCGGCUCUAUCUUGAUCCACGUGCUCAAAUCCCUCAUCCCCCGACCUACACCCACCAGUCUCCCCGCACCCGAGCAGAGCGGAAUCGCCGUCAUCGGCAACAAGCGUACCGUCAAGCGAUUCCACGCUCCCAAAGGCAAACGAAUCCACGUCCCCGUCCGCGUCGAGCCCAAAGUCUACUUCGCCGCCGAGCGCACCUUCCUUUCGUGGCUCGAGUUCUCCAUCCUCCUCGCAACCAUCGCCGCCACCCUCCUCAAUUUCGGCGACGACUACAUCACCUUCGCCUCCGCGUGGGCGUUCACCAUUUUGGCUUCGCUGUCUUUGAUUUAUAGUCUGGUGCUGUACAUCUGGCGCGUCGACAAGAUCCGCAAGCGCCGCGACGUCAAGCGCGUGUACUACGAGAAGUGGGGCCCCACCGUCGUCGGGAUGGGCCUGGUGGCCAUCGUCAUGGUCAACUUCGGGCUCCGCGUCCGGCAGCAAGGGUUCUUGGCCAAGGAUGGGCCCGGGGGUCUCGAUGUCCCUCCUCCCCACGGUGGGGAGUUGUAG